Drosophila eugracilis is the source of this 690-nucleotide messenger RNA. Its product is annotated as myosin heavy chain IB. The transcript has 2 exons. Lineage: Eukaryota; Metazoa; Arthropoda; Insecta; Diptera; Drosophilidae. The coding region runs from base 129 to 572 and encodes 147 amino acids. The record is from RefSeq and is a predicted model, not a curated record.
GCUAAAAAAUUGUUUCGAGACUUACUUUCUGGAUUCCCUGUACUCCAACCGGCAGCAACUCCCGUUUGACCUAUCAGCCUGUUUCCGAGGGUGGUUGAUCCGUUUAAGGCUACUGUUCCCAAUUUAAUAUGUGCCCGUGUCCCUGUACCGGAGGGAGUCUACCAUCUCAGAGCAAUGACUCCCCAUCUUGUCCAGCUCCAGUUCCAGGUGGUGGGAUAGGCGGCGGUGCUGGGAACGGUGCUGGUCCUAAAUCUGGUUCUGAGAAACGUGGUACUUGUGGUCCCAAGCCUUGCGGUGGGACAAAGUGCAAUAAAUGCGGUAAGGGGGGCCCUGGAGGAAAGGGUGGCCCCGGAGGAAAAGAUGGGUCAAAAGGCAAAGAUGGACCCGGAGGCAAAGGUGGGCCCGGAGGCAAAGGUGGACCCGGAGGCAACGGUGGACCCGGAGGACCUUUGGGCUUAAAAGCGCCACCAAACAAUAGAGGUCCAAUGGCAUUGGGACUAGGUGCUCUGCUUUUUGCCUUCGGUGUCUACCUUACAAUAAAAAUGGGAAUCGUGGCCAGUGAAAUUGGAUGAACCUACAAAGGACAGGAUUGAACCAGGGUAAGAUCCCCAAGGCGGAGUUAAGAUGAUUCAACAGCGUUGCUUUGAUUGCGGGAGGGUAUAUUAAAUUCAAAAUUGCGUAUUUAAUAUA